Nothobranchius furzeri (turquoise killifish) is the source of this 701-nucleotide messenger RNA. RefSeq names its product histone H2B 1/2. Lineage: Eukaryota; Metazoa; Chordata; Actinopteri; Cyprinodontiformes; Nothobranchiidae. Gene Ontology annotation, molecular function: structural constituent of chromatin; DNA binding; protein heterodimerization activity. Gene Ontology annotation, cellular component: nucleosome. The record is from RefSeq and is a predicted model, not a curated record.
GAGGACCCCAUUCUCAUCUACCGGUAAACUGCAGAGAAGAUGCCUGAACCUGCCAAGUCUGCACCCAAGAAGGGCUCCAAGAAAGCUGUGACCAAAACAGCUGGAAAAGGCGGCAAGAAGAAGAGAAAGACCAGGAGGGAGAGCUAUGCCAUCUAUGUGUACAAGGUGUUGAAGCAGGUCCACCCCGACACUGGGAUCUCCUCAAAGGCCAUGAGCAUCAUGAACUCCUUUGUCAAUGACAUCUUUGAGCGCAUCGCCUCUGAGGCUUCUCGCCUGGCGCAUUACAACAAGCGCUCCACCAUCACCUCCAGGGAGAUCCAGACCGCUGUCCGCCUCCUGCUGCCUGGCGAGCUGGCUAAGCACGCUGUCUCUGAGGGCACCAAGGCUGUCACCAAGUACACCAGCUCCAAGUAAACUGCUCUGUUCCUGAUCACUCACCAACCAAAGGCUCUUUUAAGAGCCACCAACAUCUUUCGGAGAGUGCCAGUCCAUAUCAGUGUUAUUGUAUUUUGAUGAUUAUUACAUAAAAGGAUGUAAAUCACACAAAAUAGUUAUGAUAGUUUGUCUGGGGUGGAAAUUAAAAUCAAAGUAUAAUUAUAAUAAACCAGUGUCAUAUUGCUGCUUGCUUUAUUUAAAUGUGUUUUAAAGUUUUGUGUUAUGGGUGAAUAAAAUAUAUUUCUUCUGAUUAAACAUAUAAAGUG